AUGACUGUCGCCGAGGAACCUCCUGCUUUCAAUCUCACCGAGGUCGAUCGAAAAGUCCUCUCUCAAACGGACGAGGAGUUUGAGUAUCACAGCUGGGACGAGUUGAGAUCCAUCAUCGCACGGAAUGAUCUCGGCGUGCUCAAGCGGAAACCCUCCGACUUGAUCCGAUACCUGGCGUGGACCAAAGACAUCAAGACGCAGUACGGUUCCAUCACCGCCUAUAUCUGUCAGCAUCGUCUGCACUGGCAUUUGCCGGACCUGUCUGCCACCAUCGGUACGGGGGAGGCUGACAGUGGACCCGUCUUUCCCUUCAAAAACCCGGUCCCCUUUGCCGAUCCCGCGGACUACAAGAUCCUACGCAAUGACUGGCCCUACGGCUGGACACCGGGCAUCUCUCACCUAGUUGUCUGGUUGAAAACCCCCGUGCCGGUGCAUGGCGAGAAUGGCGACAUGACCGACGAGUCUCGGUCGCUGGUCGAGGGCUUUGUCCGGAGAACUUUCGUCGAUCGCCUGGCCAGAGAAUCCGCCACCUUCCGCCACCCGGAGACGCAUGUGCAGUGGUUCAAAAAUUGGACGGCGCUGCAGAGUGUCAGGAGCUUGGAGCAUAUCCAUGUCCUGCUCAAGGACGUUCCCGAAGACAUCUUGCGCGAGUGGACGGGGGAGGACCUGCCGCAGAACUGA
Molecule: messenger RNA, 681 nt
Organism: Aspergillus melleus
Lineage: Eukaryota; Fungi; Ascomycota; Eurotiomycetes; Eurotiales; Aspergillaceae
Product: GIG1 family protein
Exons: 2
Coding region: 1-681 (226 amino acids)
Biological process (GO): N-acetylglucosamine metabolic process
Cellular component (GO): cytoplasm
Source: RefSeq, a predicted model, not a curated record